AUGUCCGACAAACUCACCCGUGUCGCUAUCGUGAACAGCGAUAAGUGCAAGCCCAAGAAGUGCCGUCAGGAGUGCAAGAAGUCAUGCCCUGUCGUUCGCUCCGGAAAGCUCUGCAUCGAAGUCAGCCCUGAGUCCCGAAUCGCCUUCUUGUCCGAGUCGCUAUGCAUCGGUUGUGGUAUCUGCCCCAAGAAGUGCCCCUUCAGCGCCAUUACCAUCAUCAACCUGCCCACGAACCUCGAGACCCAGGUCACCCACCGAUAUUCCGCCAACAGCUUCAAGCUCCACCGUCUGCCUAUGCCCCGUCCUGGUAACGUCCUGGGUCUUGUCGGUACCAACGGUAUUGGAAAGAGUACCGCCCUGAAGAUUCUUUCCGGAAAGCUCAAGCCCAACUUGGGUCGCUACGACAACCCCCCUGACUGGGAGGAUGUUAUCAAGUACUUCCGUGGCUCUGAACUUCAGAACUACUUCACCAAGCUCUUGGAGGACGACCUCAAGGCUGUCGUCAAGCCCCAGUAUGUCGACCAAAUUCCCCGCGCCGUCAAGGGCCCCAUGAAGUCCGUGGAGGCUUUGAUCGACGCUCAGUCCUCUCUCGGCAACAAGAAGGAGGUUUGCGACGUUCUGGAGCUCAACCACAUCAUGGAUCGUGAGAUCAACCUGUUGUCCGGUGGCGAGCUGCAGCGCUUCGCCAUCGGAACUGUUUGUGUCCGCAAGGCCGACGUGUACAUGUUCGACGAGCCUUCCUCCUACCUCGAUGUCAAGCAGAGGUUGGCUGCCGCCCGUAUCAUCCGCUCCCUCCUCCGCGACGACGACUACGUCAUUGUCGUCGAGCACGACUUGUCAGUCCUGGACUACCUCUCAGACUUUAUUUGCGUCCUGUACGGUCAGCCCGCGGUUUACGGUGUCGUUACACUGCCCCAGUCCGUCCGUGAAGGUAUCAACAUCUUCCUCGACGGUCACAUCCCUACCGAGAACCUGCGUUUCCGUGACGAGUCCUUGACCUUCAAGCUUGCCGAGGCCGCGGACGAGUUCAACGCCGACAAGAGCCGUGCCUUCAAGUACCCCAAGAUGCAGAAGACUCUUGGCAACUUCAAGCUGAGCAUCGAGUCCGGUGACUUCACCGACUCCGAGAUCAUCGUCAUGAUGGGUGAGAACGGAACCGGAAAGACCACGUUCUGCCGCAUGCUUGCUGGUGCCCUCAAGCCCGACAGCAAGGCCCAGGUUCCCGAGAUGAAGAUCUCCAUGAAGCCUCAGACCAUCACUCCCAAGUUCGAGGGUACCGUCCGUCAACUCUUCUUCAAGAAGAUCAGGGCCGCUUUCCUGUCCCCUCAGUUCCAGACCGACGUUGUCAAGCCCUUGAAGCUCGACGACUUCAUCGACCAGGAGGUCAAGAACUUGUCCGGUGGUGAAUUGCAGCGUGUUGCCAUCGUCUUGGCCCUUGGUAUCCCUGCCGACAUCUACCUCAUCGACGAGCCCUCCGCCUACCUCGACUCCGAACAGCGUAUCAUUGCUUCCCGCGUCAUCAAGCGUUUCAUCAUGCACGCCAAGAAGACCGCUUUCAUCGUCGAGCACGAUUUCAUCAUGGCCACCUACCUCGCCGACCGUGUCAUCGUCUUUGACGGAAAGCCCGGUAUCGACGCCCACGCCAACAAGCCCGAGUCUCUGCUCACCGGCUGCAACUCCUUCCUGAAGAACCUCGACGUCUCCUUCCGUCGCGAUCCCACCAACUACCGUCCUCGUAUCAACAAGCUGAACUCCCAGCUUGACCAGGAACAGAAGAUGAAUGGAAACUACUUCUUCUUGGACGACAGCGAUAAGACGAGUUAA
Molecule: messenger RNA, 1824 nt
Organism: Colletotrichum karsti
Lineage: Eukaryota; Fungi; Ascomycota; Sordariomycetes; Glomerellales; Glomerellaceae
Product: translation initiation factor rli1
Exons: 3
Coding region: 1-1824 (607 amino acids)
Biological process (GO): translational initiation; translational termination; ribosomal subunit export from nucleus
Molecular function (GO): ATP binding; iron ion binding; ATP hydrolysis activity
Source: RefSeq, a predicted model, not a curated record